This is a messenger RNA of Myiozetetes cayanensis, 841 nucleotides long. Its product is annotated as LIM homeobox transcription factor 1-alpha-like. Gene Ontology annotation, cellular component: nucleus. Gene Ontology annotation, molecular function: RNA polymerase II transcription regulatory region sequence-specific DNA binding; DNA-binding transcription factor activity, RNA polymerase II-specific. Lineage: Eukaryota; Metazoa; Chordata; Aves; Passeriformes; Tyrannidae. The annotation marks the transcript as partial. The transcript is spliced from 7 exons. Gene Ontology annotation, biological process: neuron differentiation; regulation of transcription by RNA polymerase II. The record is from RefSeq and is a predicted model, not a curated record.
AUGAGGACUCGUCAGGACUCGUCAGGGUGGGUUUGCUCGGGGUGCCAGUGCCGGAUCGUGGAGCGGUUCCUGCUGCGGAUCCGCGAGCGAGCCUGGCACGAGCGAUGCCUCAAAUGCUCCGUCUGCGCCACCGGCCUCUCGGAGCGCUGCUUCGCCAGGGACAGGAGGAUCUUCUGCCCCAAGGACUACCAAAAACUGUUCCAGACCAAGUGCCGGGGUUGCCUGCAGGCCGUGGAGCCGUCGGAGCUGAUCCUGCGGGUUCUGGGCCACGUCUACCACGAGCGCUGCUUCUCCUGCGCCGCCUGCGAGCGCCGCCUGCGCCGCGGCGACCACUUCGUCCUCAAGGAGGGGCAGCUCCUGUGCCGGCCCGACUACGAGAAGGAGAGGGAGAUGUUGGGAGACCUCAGCCCGGCGGCUACCGAGGCUGGGCGGAGCGAGGACGAGGAGGGCUCCCAAUCCCACGGCAAAGGCAUCGACGGCGGCGACGGCGACGGCGACGUCACCAAAGAGCACAAACGUUCCAAGAGGCCCCGGACCAUCCUGACCACCCAACAGCGCCGGGCGUUCAAGGCCUCCUUCGAGGUGUCCUCCAAGCCUUGCAGGAAGGUUCGGGAGUCGCUGGCGGCCGAGACGGGGCUGACGGUGCGGGUGGUGCAGGUUUGGUUCCAGAACCAGCGGGCCAAGAUGAAGAAAAUCGCCCGGAGGCGGCAACAACAACAACAACAACAACAACAACAACAACAACAGCAGCAGGAAGAGCAGGAAAAGCGGGAGCAGGGCGGGAAUUCCGGGCUGGGAAGCGGGAGAGGGAGCGGCCGGAGCGGUGAUGACGACAAUGAAG